UUGCAAAUCUUCGAUUCAAAAAAACUGCCCGGCUUCUUCUGCUAUUUCCGAGUCCUCCGAGUCUUCUAAUCGUUUCCAAGUAAGUCUCUCCUUCCCUUUCUGAGUCAUGUCUGACCGUGAGGAUAGCCAGAACCCGUCCAUUCACUCCUAUGGUUCUGGUGACCGGUCUCCAACACCUAGUUCCUCUUCUUCUUCUUCAUCCUCUGAUUCUGAGCGCCCGGCUACUUCUCCACAGAAGAAGCCGGUUGAUGCUUCCGCUUGCGCUCCUUCUUCUUCCGCGGCGCAAGUGGUCUCGGUUGCCCAGACCGGGGACGAGGGCUUCAUCCAGCUAGACGACCGGUUACUCCAAGAGCAGCCGUCGUAUAUGCAGAAGCCCCAAGUCCACAAGCUGCGUAAUCUGAUGCCUGAUGGGUAUCAAUUGACAUACCGGGCCACAUGGAAGAGCAUUAUACCUCUCCACACCGGUACGUCGAUUGGUAUCCAUUACCAUUCGAUCAAGGACUUGGGUGAAUUCUCCAUUCACCCAUUCAAAGUCCUUUUCCUUGAGACCUACGGGAUCAUGCCCGGGCAAUUGGCCCCAAAUGGUCACCGUCUGCUGGCCAGUUUCAUCAACGUCUGCCGGUUUCUCCGUAUUCCUCUCUCCCUUCGUCUCUUCGAUCACAUGUUCGAUGUCCGGCCCGGAUCCAAAGAAACACUUGGAUUCGUGGUGGUGUCUUCUCACCAAGGCCGGGCAUUCCUCUGUGGCCUUCCACCUUCUAACAAGAAGUGGAAGGACAAAUACGUGUCCAUCAAAUUCCCCCCGGCUUCUUUUCCUUUCGCUCAAAAUGUCUGGGGGAAGAGGAUGAGGCGUCAGGUCAAACCUGCGGAGGCUGAUGACCUGGCUACUUGGGAAGCCACUCUCCGGGCCGGGGACGCCUCCACCCGCGGUCAGUACCACAUCGGGAAGUGGAGCGUCUACCCCGGCCGGGAGACCGACCCCGAGCCGGAGAUUGUUCUGCCCGGGACGAUCCCCGAAGCCAUCCCCAUCAGCCGGGCGAUGGGAUCCAAAGCCAAGGCCACAGCCGCCGCCGGUCCUUCACGCCCGACGAAGAAGAAGAAGGAGAAAGUGGUGAAAUUCCAGUCCAAGUUUGCCGUUCCCGAGAUCGUGGUUGAGCAGCCCUCCUCUGCUCAGCCACUCACUCCUCCCUCCAACCAGCCUUUCUUCCUGGAGGAGCAACCAACCCAAUCCCAUCAGGGAACCAACCAGCCCAUUCACUCGGGGGAUCUCUACAUCAAUGUAGAGACCUUCGAGUUCGACACCCUGAUGGGAGAAAACGGGCAUACAUCCCAGGCAGGUAGGGGAGGCCAGCCCAACGAGGAGGUCGAGGCCGAAGAAGAGGCCGCUGAGGAGUCUCUUCGACGAAAAAGGCGGAGGACUGAAGAGGUCGGCCGGAUCGGGGAGGAGUACUUCGCCCGGCUGGUGAAGUCGAUGGAUGAGGAGAAGGCCCGGAUGGAGGCCAUGAUGGUCGAGAGCCGGAAGGAAGCACAGGCUGCCCGGGCCAAGGCAGAGAAGAUCGAGGCCAAAUGGACAGAGCACUGUGCGGUUUACCGCCAGCUCUAUGCCAAGCACGACGGACUGCUCAAGGCUGCAAAAGAGGCCGAUGAGCAGGCCCAGGCCAGGAUUCAGCAGCUGGAGGCAGAGAAUUCCCGGUCAGCCGAGGAGAUCGCCCGGCUUAGCGAUGAGCUGCAGAAAGAGCAGUCGGAGCGGGCCGCCGUCGCCGCUGCCUGGGCUUCUGAGGCGCCAGAAGAGUUCGCUGCCAAGGCCUUGCCAGACCGGGAGACAGGCAUCCGCUUCUUCCAAGGUCUGUACAAGCAUCCGGUAUCGGCCGGCCUGGUGGAUGAGAUCGGGACCUAUGGGUAUGAAAGCGGCCAGUACUCAGAGCGGAAGGCCCUCUAUGGCAUCCUUGCGCGAAGGGUUCAAAACUUUCAACCCAAGGCCCUUUCUCUGCCCGAGCUCCAUGACGAGGCGCCGGUCCCUCCCUUCCCAGGCAUCUGAACUAUCCGGCCGGGCUUCUUUUCUUUUUUUAUAUAUUUUAUGAUGUAAUGAUCGGCCUCUGGGCACUUUUGUAAGACAUUGAAAUAUUAAUGAAAAUAUUUGCUACAUCAUGUGCCGAGUGCUUUAUUUAUUUUUUUUUUGUCUCAUUAAUUUUUUUUAACUUGGAUUCUUCAACCGUUUAGAUUAGUAGAUAACAGCUCGGCUGUAACUACCCGGCUUAGAAUACAAUUC
Cuscuta campestris is the source of this 2266-nucleotide messenger RNA. The record is from the annotation of a GenBank genome assembly. Lineage: Eukaryota; Viridiplantae; Streptophyta; Magnoliopsida; Solanales; Convolvulaceae.